This is a messenger RNA of Lobosporangium transversale, 1383 nucleotides long. RefSeq lists its product as hypothetical. The transcript has 3 exons. NCBI's taxonomy places the organism in Eukaryota, Fungi, Mortierellomycota, Mortierellomycetes, Mortierellales, Mortierellaceae. Bases 29 to 1324 code for a protein of 431 amino acids. The record is from RefSeq and is a predicted model, not a curated record.
GUUACAAUUACCAAAGUACCACAUCACCAUGCUUUCAACAGUCCUUACUCCUCAACCAAAUGAUACCCGUGCCCCUCAUUAUCAGGAAAAUAUAUUCUGCCAAGCAUGGCAUUCAUUCGAAGAAGCCAUUCAUUUACGUGGGACAACUCCACCACCAGUUCCUCCGAAAGACGAAAGAUGGGUUGUCAAAACCGCCAAUUUGGCGAUUUUACAAGCAGAAAUAGAAACAGAGACAGACGUGGACCAUUCCAUAUGGGACAAGAUUAUUCAGCGUAUUACAGCGACCCAUAAUCAUACCACCAAUGAAGAGGCUAACCAAAACAUUGUCUCGAUCGACGUCCCUGCAGAAGCUGCUUUAAGGCGGUUGGGCGUCCAGGAAGAAGAUAGUGAACUGCAAAACAAAAAAAACUAUUUUAAGAGAAUGGCUGUCAGAUGUAAAGAAAAGUUUGAGGAGGAUGGCAGCAACAUUAGCAAACAUGCUCAGCUCAAAGGUGGAAUCAUGGAUUUUACUGCAUCCACCAUCUCUGUAGCCCAAAGCGACAAUGAAAAUGAGGACGAAGACAGCAAUGGAUCACAGCCCUCCCAUGACCCAAACCACAGUGAGCAUCACCAUCGCCAUCAACUAAGGCAGUAUCUUCAUGCUCUUCAUCUUCACUUCCUCCCAUACCAUGUAGGGCAACGGCAAGAGCAAGAAAGAGAACAAAAUCAAACACAAUUUGUACCAAAGGUAGAUCUAAAGGGGAUGAAGGCAGCCCAUCAGAUUAUCUAUAACACUAAGGAAGACCACCGUGAAAUUAGCAGUGAUUCAGAGGGUCGAACACUUUUCGGUUUAUGGUGGGAUUGGUGCCCAAAGCGGUCCAAAGCAGAGAAGCAAAUUGAGGAGGACCUGGAUAGUGAAUGGGAAAUUAUUGAUGUACCCAAGAACAAGAAGGAAAAGAUACAAAGCCUAUGUAAGCAGGACGGUGUAGUUUCGGCUCAUGUAAAUGACCAGAAAACAUGGUGGAAACAUAAGUCGCUAGACACUGAUGCUCUGAUAAUGCACAGCAAAAGUGGAUACCCAAAUGAUCGCAAGGCAGCAGCCAAGAGGCGGCAGGCUAUUGCAGCUGCUGCCGCAUAUGAGGCAGUUAAAGAGUACCAUGCGCACAAGUCCCGUAAAGGCAAAAAAGUAUCGCAUGGAGAGAUGAAGGCUGUUCUUGCAGGGAUGGCUAUGGCUGAGGCUGUUAAGUUGCUGGAAUCACGGCACAGCGAGGACGGGAACGAAAGGGAUGAAACAGUAGCGGAAGCCGGCUCUUGUGCGCUUAAGCUUUUUGAGCUCCUACGUUAAUACCCAUAUUUAAUAAUAAUAAUAGUAAUAAUAAUAAUAUAUCACACAGUACAUUUUUG